Parnassius apollo (apollo) is the source of this 213-nucleotide messenger RNA. The record is from the annotation of a GenBank genome assembly. Lineage: Eukaryota; Metazoa; Arthropoda; Insecta; Lepidoptera; Papilionidae.
AUGCGCAACAGGAUCAUAGCAAAUGUUUCAACUGAAAACUCAUUUGAAACGCUCUCUGAAGACGAAAUCGACACUGACGGUGAAAAUUGCGUGAACAAAUCGGUCAAGUUGAAUCGAAGUUAUCCUGACAUUGAUCCUAAACCAAGUAAAAAUGAUUAUAGUGAUUACAUAUAUACACUGAAAGAGAAAAACAAAGAAUUAGAAAAAAAUUAG